UGCUUGAAGAAAAGGAUCUCAAUAAUAUUUUCUUGCAAAACAUUCAAAUUGAAAAGAUACAAAAAACACGGCUUGUGUUUUGGUUUCGUACGCAUCCAAGAAGCAUUGAACGAAUCCGCUAGCAAUAGCAUCCUCCGUCAACACCCCAACGCCAAUAUGACAAGAUAAACGCAAACGCAAGAAGUUGUUUGGACACGGCGGGAAACCUUCGCUGUUGUUGUUGCUGCUGUGGCAGGCAGGGAAUCACUAUCGAAACCGUCUCGACCGUGGUUCUUCUCCGGACAAUAUGAACAAGCUACGCUCCUGCUGUGUACCGUGCUGCAAGGAUGAAAAAUUUUCGCUCGUGCACAAGUUCCCGUCGGACAACGAACGGGCCGAACAGUGGCGCCGGGUGCUGGGCAUCGAUAGCUUCAUCGGCCUGCCGAUCGAAAUCAUCCGCAAGCGGUACUACAUCUGUUCGCGUCAUUUCCGCGAUUCCGACUACAAAAACAAAGCGUCCCGAAGCAUAAACAUAACGGCCGUACCGUCGAUCAAUCUCGUCACACUGAACGAUCCGGAAGGGUUAAAUCGGGAUCUGCCACCACCGAACCGACCGGCGGCAAUGAUUCCCGUCGAAAACAGCCUGGAAGAGGAAAAACACGAGAUUGCCGACAGAAGCGUGCUCGAUGACGAUACAACACAGUUCGGAGAUCAGGCGAAGGAUAAUAGCCAGGGAAGAUCAUCCUCCACGGUGCACGUAGAACUGACCGAUUUCAUUGAUUCCUUCGAGGAGGUAGUGACGGUCGUGCCUCCGCAGGUCGUGAAGAAUGUUUCUCCGCCACUGAAAAUUGCAAAGCUAAGCACGGCCCAACCACCAUCACCUGCCUUGAAGCGUGUCUUCUCGAAACGAACCAUUCCAGUGCAAAUGCCCGUUGCCAGCACGGUGGAACCGCCAGCGAAGGUCCCGUCCACGGACACGAACAACGUGCUACGACGCUCAACGGUUAUGAAACCACCGCUCAAUAUUGUCCCAUUGGCUGGUGGGGUGCCAAUCGUCAAUAAAGGAUCGCUGGUGCUGAAACGGGUUAAGGUGCCACCGAUAAUAGCGGAGCGUAAAACGGCGAUAACGCAAACCGACGAAUUGCUGCCGAAGGUGGAUGAUAAGCCACCAGCGGAGCCACAGGAAGAGAAGCAACCGGACGUGGAAGCAGCUCCACCCAGUACUAGUACGAAGGUAUUGGCCCUGCUCGAAUGUACCCCGGACAAUCUGCAACGAUUACAGCGCAAACUGCAGGCCGAAGGUGGCGCACUGUGUCUUGACGAGCGACUGCUACGGCUAGCCGACGAGGAUGAAAACGAACGUGAUAAAGCAAUGAAUUCGGACAAGCUGGACGUAACAGCGGACAAGGACCGAUUCCUUACCGUACGGAACGUUAAGACGGACGAAUCCGUAUCGGUUAGUUACGUGUGGCUGCGGGACCACUGUCGCUGUGAGGAUUGUUACAAUGGAGCCACGUUUCAACGUUCUACCUCCAUCCUCGAUUUGCCACUGGACAUACAGCCCGAAUCGUGUGAAAUUUACGACGAUAAGAUCAGCAUCGUGUGGCAGGAUGGACAUCGCUCAUCGUACGAUCUGAACGUGGUGUUCAGCAACCACGUGGACAACUUCCGCAAGCGGUUGGAAGAACAGCGCGCACAGCUUGUGCUGUGGGACCGCGAGCUUAUCGCUUCCGACAGUUCACCCGGCUACGCACGCGUCACGCUGAACGAUCUCCUGUGCGAAGAUAUCGUCAUGUGCCAGGUCGUGGACAGUUUGCUCCGGUACGGGUUUGCCUUCAUUACGAAAGUGCCGCCGAACCAGCAAAGCACGGAGAUGGCGGUGAAACGUAUCUUUCCCGUGCAGCGCACACUGUUCGGCGAUAUGUGGACGUUCAGCGAAAGCAAGAUGGAUCACAGCGAUACGGCGUACACGAACGGGUUUCUCGGCCCUCACACAGACAAUACGUAUUUUAGUGAUGCGGCCGGUCUGCAGGUACUGCACUGCAUCCAGUUCAACGGAAAGGGCGGUGAAACGUUGCUGGUAGAUGGAUUUCGGGCGGUGGAACAGCUGCGCGAAACCGACCCCGAAGCAUACGAACGGCUGUGUGAGUAUCCGCUAGAAGCGGAAUACAUGGAGGAGGACAAACAUCAUCAGCAUACUGCACCGGUAAUACGGAAGCAUCCCGUACUGCCCGGUGCGGUGGAGCAGAUCCGCUUCAACCCGUACGAUCGUGCGCCGUUGCGUACGCUGGCGCCUGAGACGGUGCCACAGUUUUAUGCCGACUAUAGGAAACUUGCCGAGGCGUUACACCGGGAGGAAGCGCAGUGGAAGUUCCAGCUAACACCCGGGACCGUACUGAUCUUUGACAAUUGGCGCGUGCUGCAUGGCCGGAUGGCGUACAGUGGGAAGCGUGUUAUGACCGGAUGUUACGUGGCAAGGACCGAAUUCCAAAGCGUUGCACGCACGUUGAACAUGAUCGAAUGAGCGGGUGUAGCUGUGCAAACUCGCCGCUCGAAACCCACCAUGACACAUAAGAAAGACUGCCCUUCUUCUUCUUCUUCUUCUUUCUUAGCCUAACGACCUCUUAGGGCCAUGGUCAUGUACUUGCCAUUUCUGGCUUACUAGACUUAUCAGUCAGUCCUCACUAUAGGGGAAAACACGGCCCAAAUGGGGUUUGAACCCCACGGUCCUGUCGUGUUAAGAUCGGUGCCGCUGUCGCAUCUACCCCCACCUCAGACUGCUUAUCUCGGUCGCUUUUUAAACCUUUUUUACCAAAUGCCAGGAUAUUGCUUUAGAGGAGAAAAGGUCCUUUUCGUAAAAAAACUAUUUUUAACCGCUGCUUCAUAUAAUUAAGGUAAGCUAGGUGGUACAGUACAAUCAAUCCAACAGUUGCAAUGAGCAGAGCAAUAAAAUAGGUUUCAAUUUUAAACAAAACCUACUCUCCUUUCUCUCGGGUAUGGUGAUUUUUUCCCUAGUAAAACUUCUCCUAACUUCAUCAGGACUUCAUGAUCACCGAAUGGAAUAUAAGCAUAGACUAAUAAGUCUAAGAGACCCCUCUUGGCUCAGUGUUGUAACUGCCUGGUGCAGGCGUUCUGAUGGCCAUCGCUGAUUUCUGUUUAAGAUAAUGGACUCCCGUAGCCCAUUGGAGACCUGCUGACAGCUACUAGGUUAUGCGGUUCCUUUAUACGCCCGCUUUUUAGGCUAAGCAUCUGGAUCAGUCUCAGAACCUUCGUCAGUUAUCAGUCCCAGCGGGGACACUUAAAAAAACAUGUGCCGAUCUGACACUAGCCUUUGAGAAAUUAUUUUAAAUUGUGAUCUCCUAUGCUGAGGUCCACGUGCUUAAAAUAAAGCUUGAGUCAAUCGCAGGAUCAUGUGAAGGAGUGAAGGACUAGUUGAGGAACUCCUCAGGAUGGCACCAGUUCUGAUUUUAAAGAGCUGAGAACAGGAUUUACAUUUGAAAGACUUGAAGCUGGACGGGCCCUUUACACCAAACAAUAUUCGGAACGAAGGAUUUUGUUCACCUUAGAACACAAUAAUACAUUACUUUCUAUUCAAGCUCUACAACUUAUCUUAAAUUAAUUGUCAAUUUAAAAAAUAUAUGUUUGCUGCUGUGACUCAGUAA
Molecule: messenger RNA, 3641 nt
Organism: Anopheles stephensi (Asian malaria mosquito)
Lineage: Eukaryota; Metazoa; Arthropoda; Insecta; Diptera; Culicidae
Gene: Tmlh
Exons: 4
Coding region: 287-2503 (738 amino acids)
Biological process (GO): carnitine biosynthetic process
Cellular component (GO): mitochondrion
Molecular function (GO): trimethyllysine dioxygenase activity; iron ion binding
Source: RefSeq, a predicted model, not a curated record